Cololabis saira (Pacific saury) is the source of this 3027-nucleotide messenger RNA. RefSeq names its product tubulin beta chain-like. Gene Ontology annotation, molecular function: GTP binding; structural constituent of cytoskeleton; GTPase activity. The record is from RefSeq and is a predicted model, not a curated record. The coding region runs from base 85 to 1419 and encodes 444 amino acids. Gene Ontology annotation, biological process: microtubule cytoskeleton organization; mitotic cell cycle. Lineage: Eukaryota; Metazoa; Chordata; Actinopteri; Beloniformes; Belonidae. Gene Ontology annotation, cellular component: cytoplasm; microtubule. The transcript has 5 exons.
CUCAGUGCGUGCGGCUGUCAGCUCUCUGCGGUUCCCCGUUAUCUCUGUUAUUAUAGUUCCUUUGGUCACUAACUAGCGCCCACAAUGAGGGAAAUCGUGCACAUCCAGGCCGGCCAGUGUGGGAACCAGAUUGGUGCAAAGUUCUGGGAGGUGAUCAGUGACGAGCAUGGCAUCGACCCGACAGGAACCUACCACGGAGACAGCGACCUGCAGCUGGACAGAAUCAGCGUUUACUACAAUGAAGCCACCGGUGGGAAGUACGUCCCCAGAGCCAUCCUCGUUGAUCUGGAACCAGGCACCAUGGACUCAGUCCGCUCGGGGCCCUUCGGUCAAAUCUUCCGACCUGACAACUUCGUCUUUGGUCAAAGUGGAGCAGGAAACAACUGGGCCAAGGGCCACUACACGGAGGGGGCAGAGCUGGUGGACUCGGUCUUGGAUGUGGUGAGGAAGGAGGCCGAGAGCUGCGAGUGCCUGCAGGGUUUCCAGCUCACGCACUCGCUGGGCGGCGGCACCGGCUCCGGCAUGGGGACCCUGCUCAUCAGCAAGAUCCGAGAGGAGUACCCCGACCGCAUCAUGAACACCUUCAGCGUGGUGCCUUCUCCCAAGGUGUCGGACACGGUGGUGGAGCCGUACAACGCCACCCUGUCGGUGCACCAGCUGGUGGAGAACACGGACGAGACCUACUGCAUCGACAACGAAGCCCUGUACGACAUCUGCUUCCGCACGCUGAAGCUGACCACGCCCACCUACGGAGACCUCAACCACCUGGUCUCGGCCACCAUGAGCGGCGUCACCACCUGCCUGCGCUUCCCCGGCCAGCUCAACGCCGACCUGAGGAAGCUGGCCGUCAACAUGGUGCCCUUCCCCCGGCUGCACUUCUUCAUGCCGGGCUUCGCCCCGCUCACCAGCCGGGGCAGCCAGCAGUACCGCGCCCUCACCGUGCCCGAGCUCACCCAGCAGGUGUUCGACGCCAAGAACAUGAUGGCGGCCUGCGACCCGCGCCACGGCCGCUACCUGACGGUGGCCGCCGUCUUCCGCGGCCGCAUGUCCAUGAAGGAGGUGGACGAGCAGAUGCUGCACGUGCAGAACAAGAACAGCAGCUACUUCGUGGAGUGGAUCCCCAACAACGUGAAGACGGCGGUCUGCGACAUCCCGCCGCGCGGCCUCAAGAUGGCCGUCACCUUCAUCGGCAACAGCACGGCCAUCCAGGAGCUGUUCAAGCGCAUCUCGGAGCAGUUCACCGCCAUGUUCCGCCGCAAGGCCUUCCUGCACUGGUACACGGGCGAGGGCAUGGACGAGAUGGAGUUCACCGAGGCCGAGAGCAACAUGAACGACCUGGUGUCCGAGUACCAGCAGUACCAGGACGCCACGGCCGAGGAGGAGGGCGACUUCGACGAAGACGUGGAAGACGAUGCCUAGAUGAAGACAAGCAGAAAACACGAGUCCGAAAGCAGAAAAAGCCAAAAAAAAAGCUUAAAAAAAGAGAAGAAAUGAAGGUAUGUGCAAGUCAGAGGAGAGGAAAGAGAGGGAUGAAAGGAAGCGAGGCAGGACGGGAACUGGAUGACCAAAUCCACGUGUCAGUUUGUUUUGAUUCUGCAUCAUCUGAGCAGGUUUGAUAAAAAUCCCCUUUCCACUAAAACCUUGUUUCACAGGAAACACGUGAAUCAGAAGCACUUCGGUUCCACCGCCAAUAAUAAUGAUCGACAUUCCCUGACAACUAAAGAAAAAAGACUUUAUUUUCUAAAGAUGUUUUAAAUAUUUGACAUUCCUGAUUCCCGUGAUAAAUAUUCACUCCCGCCAUCCAAACUUCAAUUUUGCCAAAUCCAUAUUUAUUUAAUUGUUUUCCUUGUUCCACGAUUUAAACGUCUCAAAGGAUGGUUUUGUCACUGUUUUUCCAUAGUUUUCUUAUACUAAUGAAAUAUCCCAAACAGAUUAAAUCCAUCUCAGAUCAUGUGAAUCAGCUGCGUGACACGGAGCUUCACACGUGACACGUUGCUGGUUUUAGUCUUUUUGUUAACUUAAAACUAGAAAACUAGAAAACUGUGACUUAAAUUGUUCUGGGGUCACUGGGUUUCUAAUCUCACAGUGAACCUCAGAUAAAUAAAGUCAGUGUUCAUUUCUCUCAUCAGUGUUUAUUGACAUUUGUCAUCAGCUUUUAGGAGACGCUCUCAUUCAUAAAUGCCAUGUUUGUGUAUGUUACCACACUGUCAGUAUUCUUAAUAUUUCAAUUAUUGCACUUUGUAAAGGCCCAAGUUGGUUGUUGUCUAUCAAAAGUAUAAACUGGUGUUGAAGACUGAGGGGCGUUGGAUGCAGACAGCCCAUCAAAUGAAUGGUCAGUCGGGAUCUGCGAGCUGACGUCAUCACAGCAGCGUGAGUUUCCUCCCAGAGCAGUUUUAUCCACUGCUGUUUCCUCCCAGAGCAGUUUUAUCCACUGCUCUGUUUCCUCCCAGACGCCAGCCAACGUCGUGAGGAGGGACCCUGCAGAUGCUCAGCCCUGACACUUUCACCUCAACGCAUCCCGUUUUCCUUCUCAACGCAGGCAUCUCUGCAUUUAUUCGGGCGUGUCCAAGCACACACAUAUGACAUGUUUAAACUGCAGGGAACAAAUUUAAAUCUACUUCUUUAAACUGUUAAAACUUGAGAGAAAAACAAUUCAAAUUCCUCUUUUGACAUCAUCUGACCACAGUGAUGAUUUCCAGGAUGUAUUUAAAAAGGCAAAGGGAUCCUAAUUUUGUAAAAAACACCAAUUUUUAUAUUUUAUUCUGUGAAUUUUUUUCCCCUCUUAUUAAGUGAAUAAUUUAAGUAUUAAUGUUUACUCUCUGAGCCAUUUCAGUGUUCAAAUCAAGCAGAAGUCACUUCUGUUCAGUAUGUGAAUGUCAACAGCAUUGUUUUCUUCAGCUUUUCUGUUUGUUUCUACCUUUUUUGUUGUGUUUUCUUUUUUAUUCGAAUCGCUGUGAAACCGUCUCAUCUGGGAUCCUGUUGACUGUGAAACUUGUGGGAGGAAUAAAAAGUCAUUUGUAGGAAAAA